Molecule: messenger RNA, 2480 nt
Organism: Impatiens glandulifera
Lineage: Eukaryota; Viridiplantae; Streptophyta; Magnoliopsida; Ericales; Balsaminaceae
Product: receptor-like serine/threonine-protein kinase At2g45590
Exons: 1
Coding region: 212-2212 (666 amino acids)
Biological process (GO): protein phosphorylation
Molecular function (GO): protein kinase activity; ATP binding
Source: RefSeq, a predicted model, not a curated record
UGAGUUUAUCUUUGCCUCAGGUUCACCAGUAUGUAUCCAAGAAGAAGGAAAAAGGUGUGAGUGAGAUCACAGAAAAAAGUUAUAUGAAGAAGAAGACGAGAGAGUAUAUCAGUUUCCAAUUGAGCAAUCACAUUCUCCUCAUUCUCUCUCUUUCUCUCUCUAUAUCCAUAACGCCACACUGUAUGUACGCAUUUCAUCUUCCUUAAGCACGAUGCCUUCACGUUCCUUCUUGCAGUUUCCAGUUUUACCGGCGGAAUCUUCACCACCGCCGCCGGAACUUCCAAAACAACCUCACCAUCACACAAACGACGCCAAAUUAAUCCUUCCGAUUGUCGCGGCGUCGGUUACGGUAACAUUUCUCAUUCUAUUCAUUAUUUUCUACCGGAAAAUCUCCCGGAAACGAACCGCACCUGCAGAUCUGAAGCUACCUCAACCGUUCACUUACUCCGAGCUUCGUCGCGCUACGUCUUCCUUCUCCGCUGCUAACCGACUCGGUCAGGGAGGAUUCGGUUCCGUCUACAGAGGAAUUCUUCCGUCAGGUCAGGAAAUCGCUGUGAAGUUAAUGGAUGCGUUAGGAUCUUUACAAGGUGAGCGUGAGUUUCACAAUGAACUAUCUAUAUCUUCAACGAUUGAUUACUCUUGUUGCGAACAUGUUGUCGCCAUUUUAGGAUUCUCUUCCGAUCAACGUAGUCGUUGUAGGCGGAGAUUGUUGUUAGUUUAUGAGUAUAUGCAGAAUGGAAGUUUGCAGGAUGCGCUUCUAGAUAAGAAGUGUAUAGAACUGAUGGAUUGGAAAAAUCGAUUCGCUAUAGCACUGAAUAUUGCGAAAGGGAUUCAGUACCUUCAUUGCUCCUGCAAUCCGCCUAUUGUUCACGGCGAUAUAAAGCCGUCGAACAUUUUGCUCGACGGUUACUUCAAUGCGAAGAUCGCGGACUUCGGUUUGGCUCGUGUUCUCACGGAGGACGAGAUUGGUGAGAAGAGGAAGGACGGAGUAGUGGUGGUGGAAGUUGUUGGAGAGGAUAAUGGAUCGAUAAUCGAGGAAACAGAGAGUGUGAUGACGGAGGAUAUUGUUGUUGCGGCGGUGAAUGUUGACAGGUCGCCUGAAAGUUGCGCAAGGGUUUUGGAUUCGGAGUCUGAAAUGUUGGCAAUCGAGGGAUCUCCGUCGGAGGGUUUGGAUAAGACGAGUGCGUCUGAGUACUGUUUAGAUAGGGUUAGCAUUGAUAGUGACCAUAGACGAAUUGGGAGGAAGAAGACGGGUGGAUCAGAUAGAGAAUGGUGGUGGAAACAGGACAACGGCAAUGGAGAUGGUGUAGUAUCUGAAUCGGGUAGAGUGAAAGAUUAUGUAAUGGAGUGGAUUGGAAGCGCAAUAAAGAAGGAAAGACCCAAUAACGAAUGGGCUGCUGCUGCUGCUGCCACUUCUAGCUUAACAGAGGAGGCUGCAAGGAAGAACAAGAAGAAACUGGAAUGGUGGACAUCAUUAGAUGAGGAGGAGAGAAAACGAAAAGAAAAGAAGAAUAGAAAGCCAAGGGAGUGGUGGAAGGAGGAAUUCUGCGAGGAAUUGGCAAAGAAGAAGAAGAAAAGAGGUCACAGCCACAGAAUCGGGGGUGGGGGCGAUGCGUGGUGGCAGAGGGAGGAGGAAACUACACCGGAUAGAAAGAAGAGGAAGAACAGAAGCAAAGGAAGCAUAGAUUGGUGGUUAGAUGGUUUGAGUGACCGAAGAAAUAGCCAAGAGUGGGCUAGCGGCGAGAUUCCAAAGAGUGGCGGCAUCAGCAGCACUCCGAGUAUGAGAGGAACUGUAUGCUACAUUGCACCCGAGUAUGGAGGUGGUGGACAUCUUUCCGAGAGAGGUGACAUUUACAGUUUCGGUGUGUUAUUAUUAGUUUUAAUUUCAGGAAGAAGACCAUUACAAGUAACAGCCUCACCAAUGUCAGAAUUCGAGAGAGCCAAUUUGAUUUCAUGGGCUCGACAAUUAGCCCGAAAUGGGAAGUUAUUAGAUCUUGUUGAUCCUUGUAUUCAUUCUUUGGACAAGGAUGAAGCACUUUUAUGCAUCACAAUGGCACUACUAUGUUUACAAAAAACCCCAAUGAAGAGACCAACUAUAACAGAGAUUGUUAGGGUUCUAUCUGGUGAAGCUGAUGCUCCUCAAUUGCCUUUUGAGUUUUCUCCAUCACCUCCUUCCAGUUUUCCUUUCAAAUCGCGUAAAAGGGCAAGGUGAAGGUGAGUUCUUUGUCGAUUUAACUAACAAUUAAUUGACUGAUUCUGUUUGCAAAAAGUGUACAUAAUUGCUUUAGAGUCAAACAAAUUAAGAUCUGAAAACCAAGUUUGAUCCUUAAGAAUCCUAUGCAUAAUGAUGUGUGGUAUAAAGGAGCCAUCUUUGUAGGCAUAAGUAAUGAUAACUAAUCGAUUAGUGCCACGGAAUUUGAUGAACUUACUCUUUAUUAGCUGUGAAAAAAAGAUUUGGGUCCCUCCAGAUUUUAUCUAUC